GGUCUGAAAAACUGGCGCCGAGGCGUAGAUUUCAACGAGAAGUUUGUACUUGUUAAUUGUAUCUGAUUCUGAAAAUAACUUGUAAUGUGAUGUAGAUAAUGGCAAGCUUCACCAUGUCUAACCCCGGAGCAUCUGAUGGGGACAACAGCCCUGCUGGACUUCUCCUGAGAAUGGUACAAACUCUACUCAACAAGAAACAAGGUGAGGAUGUCUCGGCUCAAUUUCAGUAUGUUGUCAGAAUCAUCAGUAGCAACCUGACCCCUACUAUUGAAAAUGAUGAGUUUCUGGUCGCUGAAAGAAUCAAACGUAAAUUGGCUAAAGAGAAAAGAGAGACUGAUGCUGCCGUAUUCUCUGAACUACACAGGAAAGUCCAGUCCCAGGGCGUUCUGAAGAAUAGAUGGGCCAUUCUAUACCUGUUGUUCACACUCAGCGAAGAGAAACAAGGAAAUAAACAACUGGGUUCUAAGACAGCAGCUACGAUAUUCGGUAGAGGAUUACCCAAGCUUGCUACCUCCACCCCGUAUACAACCCGGGAUGACCCACGCGGUGUCGCGCAUCAUGGCUCCUCAAUACUCCCGUCUCAAACUCCUCUCCAACGGGAACCAAGUUCCAGUACACUCUCUUCAAAGUCUUCCCAUCUCAGUAGUGGCAUUGGUAGCGGUAUCAGCAGUAUAAGUGGACCCACUCCAACACCUCAUUCCUAUGCUCCAGGGGCUAUGAUGACUCCUGGCAUGACCCCCGGUGUACCCCAAGGCAACACUCUAGGACCACAUUCUGUUGGAGGAAGGCUUGCUCGCAUGCUCAUCGGGGACAGCACAACACAAGCAGACAGUGACUUCAAGAGAACUCAUACAGGUGCUAGGUCAGGCAUGCUUGAAAAUGAUUCCUUUGAAGUAGCUGAGAAGACGCUGGUUCAUGAUCUGAUCUAUGUCUUUCAAGGUAUUGAUGGAAAGAUGAUCAAGUAUGAUGCAACGGCUGAUGCAUUUAGGAUAUCAUCAGAGUUGGGAGUUCCUAGAUCCUGUCGAGACCUCGUGCACAAGCUGUCGGAGUUGGGAUGGCUGUACCUGAAGGUUCGAAGGUACAUCGAUGCCAGGAACCAGGACAAAGCAUUUGGACUGGUUGGUCAGAGCCUGUGUGCAGCAUUACAGCAGGAGCUUACUGAAUAUUAUAGACUGCUAGCUGUCCUUGAAGCGCAGCAACUUCAAGAACAAGAUGUUGGUUUGGAUGAGGGUUCACCAAGCAACCUUUCCUUGUUUCGUCUGAACGUUUGGACAUUUGAUCCUAUACAUCGGAUGAAACAACUAGCCAUAUUAGUGGAUGGUUGUACAGAUAAAAAAGGAGGAGCGUUGGCAUCUGCUAUCCAUUCCUACACGUUACACGGUGACCCUUCGACCAGACUCCUUAUCAAACACAUUCUACGGCUUGUCGCUUUCCCAAUCCGGACUAUGCUGGAUAGGUGGAUCUUUGAUGGCCAGUUAGAGGAUAAAUACAAUGAAUUUUUUGUUGGCGCAGACCCUAGUGUCAAAGACGAGAAGCUGUGGCAUGACAAGUAUUCUUUACGGAAGUCCAUGAUUCCAUCAUUCAUUACCAUGGAGCAAGCAAGAAAGAUCCUCUCAAUUGGGAAAGCCAUUAACUUCUUACGUCAAGUCUGCAAGGAUCACACCCUCAUCAAGGGGAAGUCCCUGAUGACAUCAACAUCACAAACCAAUAGCUACCAGAACACCGAGAUGUUGCUACAACAAGAUAUGGACGGCUCGUUUCAACAAGUCAUUGAUAUUGAAUACAGAGAUACGAGCAAGAGACUUCUUUACAUCCUACAGACUGAGUUCAAAUUCCUAGAACACCUUAAGGCGAUGAGGAGAUACCUCCUGCUUGGGCAAGGUGACUUUAUCAAACACUUGAUGGACCUUCUAGAGGCUGAUCUUGCCAAGCCAGCGGACAUGUUGUAUCUUCACAAUUUAAAUGGCGUACUGGAGACUGCUGUCAGAGCGACCAAUGCUCAGUUUGACGACUCGGAUAUACUCAGUCGGCUUGAUGUCAGGCUACUGGAGAUCUCCCCAGGAGACACAGGCUGGGACGUCUUCAGCCUAGACUACCAUCUCGAUGGCCCAAUCAACACCGUCUUCACCGACAGCUGUAAGAUCUUGUACCUCCGGGUUUUCAACUUCCUCUGGAGGGCCAAGCGGAUGGAGUACGUCCUAGCUCAGGUCUGGAAGGGGCAGAUGACCAACGCUAAGGCUUUAAGAGCCAUCCCAGAACUAUCGCCGCUCCUUCAUAGAUGUCACAUGAUCGCCACUGAGAUGAUCCAUUUUGUGAAUCAGAUGCAGUACUAUAUUAACUUUGAGGUGAUGGCUUGUUCAUGGGAUGAGAUGUGGAAGGACGUGACAGAGGCUGAGGAUCUUGAUAAAAUUAUCGCAGCUCAUGAAAUCUUCCUAGAUACGAUCCUCCGAAGGGCGUUGCUUGAUGAGGAAUCAAGGCCGUUAUUGACCCAGCUACGAGCGAUCUUUGAUCUGAUCAUCAAGUUCCAGAAUGUGCAGGAGGCCAUGUACACUAAUGCUUUGGAGGAACUGGGUAGGAGACUAGCUGUCACUAAAGCUAUCAGAUCCAGAACUGGACAGGGAGAAUGGGGAACGACCGCUUUGGAGGAGGAAGAGAACGAGAGAAGAAAGGUCAAUUUCCUGCGAACUUUCUUGCCAAGCUCAAAGGCCCAGUUGAAAGUACUAGCUCAGUCAUACCAGGACAUGGUGCAGAAAUUCCUGAUGAUGCUGCGGGAUCACCCUGACGACAGUCUCCGCCUCCUGGCUGUCAGGCUAGAUUUCAAUGAAGUGUACCGAGCGAAAGAUCCCAAGCUACGUAGCCCCAUGUCCGCCAUCAGAAAGAAAAGAGUUUACUAAGAGGGUCUGUGUUUGAGGCUAGACAAAUUUGUUACUAUUUUCUAAUCUCAGUUAGUCAGUACUCUUAAGGAUCCUUACUGGGAGUCAAAGCUGUGUCUUUUAUGCUUGAAUACCACAAAUAGUCACAUUUCCCAAAGACCGAGCUAAAGAUCUCAAGCUGCAGCGCCCUUUGUCGGCCAUCAGAAAGGAAAGUUAUCUAAGGAGGUCUUUUUAUGAGGCUAGGCAAAGGAUUCGCAGAUGUUGUUUGAAGGUUUGCAUAGUAGUGUGGACAAUUAUGGGAGUGGUUUGUGGUACGCCUUGUGGAAAGUCCUAGAAAGGUCUAAGAAAAGGGGAUUGAGGUCUAAGUGAAAUGGAUAGGCGAGAAGGUGGAGGAUUGAAAGGAUUUAUUUGUAUUUCACCAAAAUUGGUUACCAUUUUGUGAUCUCAAUUUAGCAUUGAGCAGUGCUCUUUGGAUCCUUACCAUAAGUUAUAGCUGUGUCUUUUAUGAAAAAAUAGCAGGGUUCCCAACCCAUCAGGGAAAAUUAUUAUCCUUUUUUCCAGUCAGGGAAAAAUCAGGGAAUGUGAUUUAAGAAAAAUGCCUCAAAUGAAGGAAAAAUCAGGGAAUUUGAUCAGCCCCAAAGUCGAAAGCACUGUAAUCAGUCAGACUCUGUUAUAUUUUGUUGCAUAUCAAAACAUCAUCCAUUGAAUGACUGGUUUUGGUGGUUUUUUGUGGGUUUUUUUACACAUAAUACACUGCAACAUCUUAGAAAACAUGCAAAACUGGGACUGGGUUUAAAUAAUUAUCAGGGAAUUUUUAAACUUCAUCAGGGAAAAAUCAGAAAAAUAUCAGGGAAGUUUGUUUUCUUGAAAAGCUGGGAACCCUGAUGAAUAGGGAUUUUUCACUUCCAUGACGCACAACAGAUUCAAGAACACAGUAAAUGUAUUGAAAAUGCCAGUCAAAUGACAAUGAACAGCUGGGAGGGCUUUGUCAAAAACCGGUGAACCAAGACAGCAUAUUUGUCCUACGUUUCGGAGCUGAUGAAAAAUUGUAAAUAUGUCAUUUGUUCAGAGUCCAUGGCCCUGUCUUACAAAGAGUUACGAUUGAUCCAAUCGAUCGUAACUCUAUGGAAAUCCAUCAGUGUCAUAAUUUUUUCGACAGGAAAUUUGCAAAAUGUCCUUUGUAAACAAAGGAAAACACACCAAAUUGUCAAGAAAUCGAUGACUUUAUGGAUAUACAUUCAUAUCUAGAACAAAUUUUGAAAAAACAUGCAUUUUAUAUGUUGAUGUUGCUGGCUUUCCAUAGUUGUGAUUGAUCGGAUCAAUCGUAACUCUUUGUAAGACGGGCCCCUGGAUGUCACUGCUGCUUUGAUUCACCAAUUUUCGACAAAGACUUCUGGGUUGUUCAUUGUCAUGAAGGGCUUUCGACAAUACAUUUUCUAUUUCUUAAAUCUGUCGUGCGUCUUGGAAGGGAAAACUCCUUAACACCGCAAUCGUCACAUUCCUUAAAAACAAACAAUGUUGGAAUGCAGGAGAGAAGCAGUGAGAGGCGCCUACAGGCCACCGCACACCUUAUGACUGGUCCACGAUCCGAUUUUGGAACACAUUGCAUUUUGCUCAUUUUCUGAAAAUGUGAAUGAAAAGUCUAUUUUUUUUAUUUGAGGUUCAAAUUAAUUGAAAGAUUACUAAUGCAACAAUUUCGGAUGAUUGGAAGCCUUUAUUUUUUAGUAAAUGCCAAAUUAGUUUCAAAUUGUAGUGAAUCGUACGAUUGCCAUGACGUCAUUACGACUAGAUAUGAAACUCACUUUUAGUUUAAUAAGGGCGAUAGCAUAGCCACAGAUGUGAACAUAGGUAUUAGUAUGAUGUUUUAGAAUAUUACACAGUAAAGAUAUUCUGUGUUUCAAUAUAAGCAUCAAAUUCUACUACGUUUUGUUCUAAAAUCGGGUCGCAGACCAAUCGUUAGGUGUGCGGUGGCCUUAACACAUUUACGGUAGGAUCACUGCUUAAAGACGCGAAUCUGAAUUAUUGGUAAUGGUAUUACGUGCCUUAUACGCCCCAUCCCCUUCCAAAUGAAAUAAAUUUAUGAUAAUCGUGCAGUUCUCUUAUAGACCGUGAUAUAUACAUGUAACAUCUCUGCAGGCUUCCAAAGGACAUGAAUAUUAUUUCAAUAAAGCAUUUUAAUAAAUAAUUUCUGCCAGGUACCCCCCCCCCCACUUGGGUUAAGUAUAGAUCAAUUUGUCUGAACCAAAUCUUCAUGCGGAAGAGCGUAAUAUUUUGUAUUUUAACCUAUACAGGCAUUUUAGCGGAUAAAUAAGUCAUAUUUCGCUCGCUACUUUCAAUCCGAGACCAACGAGGUAAACAUUUGCCAUGUUGCCCUCUCCGGGCUUUGCCCAUAGGAAUCCUGUACAAAACAGAGGGCAAUAUUGGCCAUAUUUCUGCUAGUGCGCUUGCGCAGUAGGAGCCAAUUUUGAUUGCUAAUUUCAGUAUUUGAAAAAUCUAGCUGGAACCAGUUUAUGAAGCAAUGCAUUGUAGAUAUAAUGCGCGGCGGGACCAGUGCAUGCAUACGCAAACCCAAGAUUUCUACCCGUUAAGUGUAUGUGCGCACCAUGCAUGAUGCGCAACUGCAAGGUAACAAUUUACGUCACAAUUGCUUAAUAUUAAGGGUUACUUCGCUAAGUUCGUGAAUAACCUGAAAUCAGAAGUAGUGAUAAGCAAGCAGGCAUAUGAAUUGUUCUGAAUAGUAGCCUAAAUUACACAUUGUACCGCCUUAGGUAAUGAUAAUGAUAUUGACUGGCUCUUUUGGGGGGAAACAUCAAAUAUGUUGCCCUUAAAAGAACCAUAUUGCCCUUGUCUAGAGACGUGGGUCAAUAUCAUUCUGUUGUAGGCAACAUAUAUGAUGUUCCCCUCCAGGUCAGUCAAUAUUAUGUAAAUAUUACUGACCUGGGUCAUGAGACUGAACUGCCAGGUUGCCUUUGGUAACUGCAUAGGUUGAAUUGUGUUUGUGCAAGAAUGCCCUUAACAUCACACUUAUGCGCAAAAACACCCUUAGCAGCACGCAUAAGUGCAUUGCGUAAGGUCGUUCUUGCACAGAUACAACAAAAUUGUUUUUCAUUUGCUGAUAGCUUAAGAAUAACAAUAAUCUUGACUCGUCUUGUUAAGGUUGUGGAGGUCCUCAUUUUGACAUAAUCAUCAUUAAUGGUGACCUCUUCCAAAACUGUAUAUUCAGCAUUUAUUGCUGCAUUUUGAACUUAAAACUUCUAACACAAACGCUUGUGAUCAAUCACAUAAUUGCAAUGGCCAAUUAGCAUCAUUGUCGCAUGUUUAAAAGUCUCACCACUAACCGAUCAGAAUUGAUUUCUCAAAAUCAGUAAUCAAUGGCAACCCUUUUAUAGCUCAGAGCAUAUACACGAGACGUGUGACAACUGAACGAAGGGUUCCAUGUCAUUUCCUCCAGCUACGAUUGCCCUGCUAUAAAUUCCAAACACUUAAGCCCGUCUCAUACUAUGUGAUCCGGUGCGACGCGAUUUUUCAAGAAAUCGCAUUUUGCAUUAGAUAUGAAAGUUCGAAGAAGUAAAAUUAUUUUAUUUAAAGUUAGGCACAUUGUUAGGAAAACUAAAAUCAAAUUUUUUAAUUUGCGGCAAGCCGGAGUAAAGUGCAAAUCAGCUUCAAGUCGCAGCUGAUGAUGACGUCAUUACAAUUUGAAUAUGUUUUUAUUCAUUCAGGGAGGCUCUAACUGGAACUUAAUUUCGAUUUCAGUAGUCCUACCACUAUUUUGAUCUCUGAUCCGUAAUACAUAAUUAGUUGUAAUUGCCAUAUCAAAUGUUAUCAUAAUUGAUUUGAAAUUCGGAUCGCAACGAGUCGCAUAGUGUGAGAUGGGCUUAAUGGAAUGACCAGGAAUGACCAAAUUCAACCCUGGGUUUAUAUCCUACCCUAAACCUACAUGUAACAUCAACCCUAUUCCAACCCGAACCCUACAUCCUAAAUGAAAUAAAACCAGGAGUAAUAAGCCAGAUCACGGUUAGCUCAUGAUCAACUUUUCUCAAAUGACCUUUGUGAUUUUUCAUUAGGAUAAGCACUACCAUUUUCAAAUGUUGCGUAAGCUUUACCGGUAGAGUAUUCAAAUUCUAAGAACAAAAGGCAUUGUAUAGACCUGGGGGGCGUUUCAUGAAAGGACUUGUCGGACGUUUUAUCCGACAAGUUCCAUUUUAUCCGACAGUUACCAUAGGAACAGUGCAUCUCGGCCAAUCAAAAUCAUGGAAAGAUGUCAGAUCUGACAACUUGUCGGAUGAAAAUAUUGAUGAAACGCUCCCCAGGUGACUAGAAUAGUACAUCAGGGAUAAAGUUUGGAAAUCUGUUUUAUUGUCUGCCUUUGGCACAUUUGACUAUUGUUUAGGCUACUGUCAAAUACCAAUGAUUAUGAAGGCUCUAUUUAUUACUCUUCAGCUUGGAUGUGAUAAAUAUUUUUAAAGGAAACAUGAAUAAUCAUCAAAUCAUAAAUGCCUAUGUCAGUGAAUUUGAAAGCCACCUUCAUGGUUGUCUCCAAUGACCUUUUUCUGCUCGUGAACAGGCUUAUUGUUGCUGGAGCUAAUGUCAUGUCACUAAAAAAAACCCAUAAAAGUGACUUAUUACAAAAUAAGCUAUUUGUAAUCUGAGCUACAUGUAUAUACAUAUUUUUUUGUUCUGAAAUGUAUUGUAUAGUUUAUAAAAUGAUUUGGCUAUUGUACAAUAAUAAAAUUGUAAAUAUGGCAAGAUG
Messenger RNA from Lytechinus pictus (painted urchin), 7623 nucleotides. Its product is annotated as gamma-tubulin complex component 3-like. The record is from RefSeq and is a predicted model, not a curated record. The transcript is spliced from 25 exons. Gene Ontology annotation, cellular component: centrosome; equatorial microtubule organizing center; gamma-tubulin complex. NCBI's taxonomy places the organism in Eukaryota, Metazoa, Echinodermata, Echinoidea, Temnopleuroida, Toxopneustidae. Gene Ontology annotation, molecular function: microtubule minus-end binding; gamma-tubulin binding. Gene Ontology annotation, biological process: cytoplasmic microtubule organization; microtubule nucleation; spindle assembly. The coding region runs from base 99 to 2894 and encodes 931 amino acids.